ACGCGCUCGGGUGCGGGGUGCUUGUCAACAAACUACCAAUUCAACACGAGCUAGUCCACCUUCUGAACAAAGCUGAAGCUACUUUCCUUGGGCUUAACUUCAACCUGCAAUCUCGCUCCGUGUCGCAUUCCCAUCAUGGCUGAUGACCAGACAAAAAAGCCCGCUGUUCUGAUCGUUGGCGGUCUUGGCUUCAUUGGUCGCCAUCUUGCUCUGUAUAUUCACGAGAAUAAUUUGGCCUCGGAAGUACGACUAGUCGACAAAGUCCUACCCCAGCUUGCCUGGUUAGCCCCUGAGUUUGAAGAAGCCUGUUCCAAAGACAAAUUCGUGCAAGCAGACGCCAGCCGGGAACAGCACUUUCCCCGUAUCUUCGACCGUACCAAUGGUGAACAAUUCGACUACGUGAUAAACUGUGGCGGCGAAACUCGACACUCCCAGCCUGAUGAUGUCUACGAAGUCCGCAGCUUUGCCCUCACCGUUGCCCUCGGUCGCGAAGUCGCCCGUCGAGGCAUCCGCUCUUUCGUCGAAUGUUCCACCGCGCACGUUUACAAGGGUGGCUCAAGUCCCCGUAAGGAAGAUGACAAGUUGCAGCCCUGGCACAAGCUUGCUAAGUGGAAGAUGAAGGCCAGUGAGGAGCUGCAGAAGAUUCCCAAUCUCCACUACUGUUUGCUCCGGCUGCCUCACGUCUACGGUGAGUAUGAUUCUGGCUACUUUGCCAUGGGGAUUUGCCUUGCGCGAGUUUACUCAGAACUGGAGAAGAACUUGGAGCUUUUGUACACGAAGGAUUUGAAAAUCAACACACUUUACAUCAAAGAUGCAGCAAGCGCACUUUGGAAAGCAGCGGAAUGGAGGGCCAGCGCUCCGACGGACGGGUCGGCCCCUAUUGCUUUCAACAUUGUUGACCAUGGUGACACUCGCCAAGAGCACAUUGCAGAUGCCCUGUCGGAGGUAUUCAACAUGAAGGUCGAGUUUCUGGGCUCCUUGGCAUCUCAAUUCGCUAAGAUGAAUUUGGACGAAGUCGUGGAUGACAUGAAUGAGGAGUGCUUGCAAGGCUGGGCCGACCUGCUUGAGGAGAAGAAGAUUGAAAGACCCGGUCCGAUUAGCCCAUUUUUGGAGAGGGAUGUUCUCAGAGAUCAGGACAUGUCUAUCGAUGGCACAUUGUUUGAGAAUACCACAGGAUGGAAGCCUACGCGUGAACGCUUCGACGCUGAUGCUGUGCGGGCCAUGGUUGACAGCUACAAAAGAAUGGGCUGGUGGCCGUGAGACGUUUCUGUGGACGCGGAUCUCCCCGCUGACCACUACUCUCCAAGUCACCAUACGCACGAGUGUCUUCGCAACCGAUCCUCACGAACCGAUUUCGUGUGCUCUUGAAACCCCGAACGUGCAUCACCAC
Aspergillus saccharolyticus JOP 1030-1 is the source of this 1390-nucleotide messenger RNA. Its product is annotated as NAD-dependent epimerase/dehydratase family protein. The record is from RefSeq and is a predicted model, not a curated record. Lineage: Eukaryota; Fungi; Ascomycota; Eurotiomycetes; Eurotiales; Aspergillaceae. The coding region runs from base 136 to 1260 and encodes 374 amino acids. The transcript has 3 exons.